AUUUCUCUCUCUCUCUCUCUCUCUCUCUCUGUGUCUCUCUCUCUCUCUCUCUCUCUUAUAAAUAAGGAGCAUUAUACACAGCUUGGAGAUUACAAAUAGUGGACCUGGUCUUAAGGGAUAAACUGAAGGGAUAAAGCUCUCCCUGAGACGUUCACAUUCAGAGCCAGCAGGCCUGAGCCAUCACGACCCUGAGGACCCACAGCACUUCCACGAAGAAGGGAACAGCUAUCCAUUAAAACCUCCAUCAAUCAGGACCAAACAUGGACAUGGAACAAAUAUACGAGUAUAUAGGUAAGGAGAACGUGACAACAUAUGCUGUUGGUGCAUUCUUGCUGUUGUGGGCUUUGGUAUGGCUUUACCGGGACAGUCUGGAAAUCGACAAAAUCAGUGAGAAGUAUGUGUUUGUCACCGGCUGUGACUCCGGCUUUGGGAACCUGCUGUGUAGACGGCUGGACAAGCGUGGUUUCCGUGUACUGGCUGGUUGUCUAACAGAAAAGGGUGCGGAUGACCUGAAGAGGGUGACGGGCCCCAAUCUGAAGACGUGUAUUCUGGAUGUGACCAGCACUGCCAGCAUUCAGAAAGCAUUUGAAUGGACACAGAAGGAAGUUGGAGAUAAAGGACUGUGGGGGAUUGUAAACAAUGCAGGCCGCGCUCUACCCAUGGGUCCAUCUGAGUGGAUGCGGAUCGAGGACUUCCACAGCACUCUGAAGGUCAACAUGAAUGGUGUGAUUGAGAUGACCAUGAAAUUCCUGCCACUGAUCAAAAAAGCCCGCGGCCGCAUCGUCAAUGUGGCUUCAGUGCUGGGCAGGGUGGCGGCAAAUGGGGGUGGCUACUGCGUCUCCAAGUUUGCAGUGGAAUCCUUCUCCGAUUGCCUCAGGAGGGACAUUCAUUAUUUUGGGAUCAAAGUGUGCAUAAUUGAACCUGGAUUCUUCAAGACACAGGUGACCAGCCUGGAACCAAUCGAAAGAGAACUUUGUCGCCUGUGGAACCAGCUGACACCUGAGGUGAAAGAGAGUUAUGGAGACAAAUACCUGGAUAACUACAUCAAGAUCCAGAGGUUGAUUAUGAAUGCUAUUUGCGACCCAGAUUUGAGCAAAGUGACCAACUGCAUGGAGCACGCCCUGACAGCUGCUCACCCGCGGACUCGCUACAGUGCUGGCUGGGAUGCCAAACUGCUCUGGAUCCCCAUCUCUUAUCUGCCUGCUUGUGUUGUUGACAUUGCCUUAAAACUGGUGUUGCCUCGGCCAGCUAAGAGUGUUUAAUGUUUAAGUUUGCCUUCAGAUUCACGUUGGCCUGUUUACAGUAUAGUUGAGUUUAGGCGUGUAGGCAGGCCCGACGCCUGAGCCACGUCAUGAGUGCUGCAUCUGAAAAUCACAGGGGGGCAGCACCUCCAUGUGAACUUACCCCACAUCAUGCCGAACAAUCAGAUGUUUUAAAAUCAGAUUACAAAAUGUUAGCUCUGCCCACAGCAUAGUUUAUAUUUAUAUUUAUAUAUUUAAUUUAUCUUAGCUAGCGUUGAGCUGCUAUCUCCAUUAUCUCUGCAUGCACAACAACAGAACUGGUCUUAUUCAUUUUCAAUACUCUUCUGCAAAGCUACACUGUCAUAAAGUGAAGGGGACCAAACUGGGUACUUUAAAAAGUGGUAGGAACAUGCAAGUUUUAGCUUGAUCUGGCUACUGCACAUGCACAUACCUCGGCAAUGAGGUGGAGCCUUUCCUGCUAGCACAAGUAUGUAUUCCUGCAGGCCAGACCAUCUCCAAAUAGGAGGAACAUAACUCUAAAUGGGUCAGUCUUAACUCCAGAUUGACGUAUGUUCUGUUAAAUGCUGUGUUAUUGGUCUAAAACAAAUGAAAGCAAACAGGCUAAAUGUUAACUCUCGUGGUACUAUGUGCUUUGUGAUAUUUCAUGCUUGACUUGUUAAAAACUUUUUUUUGUAAGUUUUCCAUCAUGCAGAAAUACCAUACUCUGCUAGCAGCUUAACCAGCAAGCUAAUUGGCUCUUUUUAUUGA
This is a messenger RNA of Colossoma macropomum (tambaqui), 2009 nucleotides long. RefSeq names its product retinol dehydrogenase 5 (11-cis/9-cis) (gene rdh5). The transcript has 6 exons. Lineage: Eukaryota; Metazoa; Chordata; Actinopteri; Characiformes; Serrasalmidae. Gene Ontology annotation, molecular function: oxidoreductase activity. The record is from RefSeq and is a predicted model, not a curated record. The coding region runs from base 261 to 1262 and encodes 333 amino acids.